UGUAAUUACCUACCUACUACCCUAUACUACCAAACUUUAAAUAACUAUGUGCCAAGUGAUAAAGCCUCAAGCCUAACUGUCCUAAAAAAUAAAUUUAUAUCUUAUACUUACGGAUUUAGAAUAUAAUUUAGUAAAAGCACUUCACUCUUCCUUCUAAGCCCCAUUACGUCAAGUUGAUGGAUUUGUGAUUUAUUUUAGUGUCAAUAAUGGAGUUUGAAUCGCAAGAUUAACAUACAAUAAAUCAAAUUUAACAAUAUUAGGCAAUUAAAAUGAGUAAACGAGCAAUGGAAAAUGUAGAAGAAAGCUUUAAAAAGCAAACAAACAAACGCAAUAAGCAUUGGUCAUUAGGUUUAGUAGAAUCAAUGAAAGAUCCUGAUGCGAUUUACAAAGAAACAAAAAAUAUUGUUGUAAUAAAAGAUAAAUACCCAAAAGCUAAGAUUCACUAUCUUGUUUUACCAUAUGAAGAAAUCAGUAGCAUUUAUAAAUUAAAUAAAACUCAUUUGAAUCUUCUCAAUGAAUUUGGUUCUAUGUUUAAUUUAAUUAAAGAAGAACAUGACUCUGAGCUUCAAGCUGGUUUUCAUGCAGUUCCUAGUAUGCAAAGACUACAUAUGCAUGUAAUUAGUACUGAUAUGAUUUCACCAAGUCUUAAAACUAAAAUUCACUGGAACAGCUUCACAACUAGCUUUUUCAUACCUUAUGAAGAUUUAAUGCGAAAACUGAACGAAAAUGGCUUUAUUCAAAAAAUAUCAAAUGAAACUCACAAAUUACUUAUGUCAUCACCACUGAAAUGCAAUCAGUGUAGUUUUGAACCAAAGAAUAUGCCUCAAUUGAAACAACAUUUACUAACACAUAUAAAAUGAAUUGAAACUAGGCCAAACAAAAACAAAUAAAACUCCACAAUUAUAGAAGUAACAUGAU
Molecule: messenger RNA, 918 nt
Organism: Nymphalis io (European peacock)
Lineage: Eukaryota; Metazoa; Arthropoda; Insecta; Lepidoptera; Nymphalidae
Gene: Aptx
Product: aprataxin
Exons: 2
Coding region: 270-860 (196 amino acids)
Biological process (GO): double-strand break repair; single strand break repair
Cellular component (GO): nucleus
Molecular function (GO): DNA 5'-adenosine monophosphate hydrolase activity; mismatched DNA binding; double-stranded RNA binding
Source: RefSeq, a predicted model, not a curated record